This is a messenger RNA of Lichtheimia ornata, 810 nucleotides long. RefSeq lists its product as uncharacterized. The transcript is spliced from 6 exons. Gene Ontology annotation, biological process: lipid metabolic process. The record is from RefSeq and is a predicted model, not a curated record. Lineage: Eukaryota; Fungi; Mucoromycota; Mucoromycetes; Mucorales; Lichtheimiaceae. The coding region runs from base 1 to 810 and encodes 269 amino acids.
AUGGCUGAUACAACAACUCCUCGCCAAAAACGAAUCAAUGAUGAUAGUAGCGUGCAUCAAGCUUCCCCCGAAGAAAUGUCCAUCCAAAAGCACUAUCUGCUAUUGGCGUACUCGACAUAUUGCUCAUCCGUCAUUCUUGAUGGUGACUUGACGAGUUGUCCAAUUUGUGAUGUCUUUGAUGGCAUCACCUUGAUAAAAACAUUCAAGUCAAGCUUUUAUGACACCAACGCUAUGGUGAUCAGGGACGACAAACGUAAAGAAGUGGUAGCCGUCUUUCAAGGCACAUUCACACUCAGAGGUUGGAUAGCAGACUUGGGUGCUCUUCAAAUACCAUAUCCUGCAAUGAAAGGUGCACAAGUCCACAAAGGCUUUUAUGAAAACUAUAUGGAAGUGGCCAAUGAUCUCACAGCGGUUGUAUUGGAUCAAGCGGAAAAGUAUCCCGAUUAUACCAUCGCUACCACCGGCAACAGACACUCACUUGGUGGUGCUUCAUCCAUGUUUUGUGCCAUGGAUCUUUUUCAGCGUGGAGUGCCAGCUGAGAAAUUAAGGCUGUAUACUCAGGGUGGCCCUCGCAUUGGUAACAAGGCUUUUGCAGAAUACGUUCUCAGUACCAAGGUGCCUGUAACAAGGCUCAUUAACAAGCUGGAUGGUGGUCCUCACAUUUCAUCUCCUGAUUUUGUGCAUCCCGGUCAAGAGUAUUGGAUUCAAUCAGACAGCUUCACGCGAGUGUGCGCUAAUGGCUUGGAAAGCGAAAAGUGCUCGGAUUCAAUGGAGCCUUUGGCUCUUAGCGCUUAUGAUCAUAUCAGGUAA